UCCGGCGGUUGACAAGUUGGAAACAUUUUGCCAAGGUGUCAGUCAGCGCCUGUUUCGAUUAGUGUUAAGUGAUGAAGCCUAUGGCGUUGAAGAAUGUUUCCAUCUGUCCUUGUGAAACAUAGACAGAAAUGAGUAAAGACGAUGCAUCGGUUGAAAUGGACCUGGCUUUUGGAUCAGCCAAGCCCUAUGGAUCCUCAAGAAGCAUUGUUAGGAGAAUAGCUACUAGUCUUCCUCUGAAGCCCUGCCCCAGAGUUCACUUCCAGCUUUAUCCAUAUAGUGAGGAUGCUGGUCUCCUGAUUGGUGCCAGGAGGCAGAACAGUUUGGUGGCCUCUCUGGCUGAUGUCUCCUGGAUCGACGGGGAGGAGGAGGAGGAGGAGGAUGCCAAAGACUUUUUUGGCAGACCCAGACCAGGGAUCCCACCAGGACUCCUGUUCCGAGCCCGGCAGCCUCACCCUCACCCUCAGUCUUUUAUCCGUCGGAAGUCACUACCAAGCCUGCAUCAGGAGCCUCCGGACCCUCAGGGGCCAACAGUCGCCAACAAUGAGGCGUUUCAGAAGAUCAGUGCACUGGAGACAGAACUUGCCAAACUGCGAGCUCAGAUAGCACAAAUUGUACUGGCCCAGGAAAAAAACACUCAGCCAGGCGCACCUCCACCUCCCCCUCCACCCUCUGGCACCCUGCCUCCCCCACCACCACCUCCCCCUCCUCCUCCUCCUCCUCCACCACCGCCGCUACCCCCAAGUCUCCAGCGGACAUUUUCUACCAUUGACUUGAUAAAAGAGCGCAGAGAGAAGAAGACAGACGGCCAGACAGUUCUUGAACAGAGGCUAACAGAGGUCCCGAGCAUGCUGGAUGUACUGAAAGACAUUGGCAAGGUCAAGCUGAGAUCAGUCAAAAGUCGUCCAGUGGAAGAUGAUGCCAAGUUGAAGUCCAACGAACCGAUUGAUGCUGCAUCUCUCAUCGCCGAGGCCUUGAAACGCAAGUUUGCCCACCGCUAUCGACACGACAGUGAGCGAGACGACGGGGAGGACUUCAAACUUCCUGUUCCAGAAGUGAAACCUAAAACCCAAUCCCCUAUGUUUGGGCAGCACAUGUUGAAACAAACUGGAAAAAGGAAGAUGCUUUGAAGAGAGGAUUCUGAAUAUGAUUCAGGUGUACUGUGGACACUGAAGUGCCUUAUCAACUUAUCUUUGAAUACCGGCUGUUUCAGUGGAAGGAGAAGGGAUUACGCCUCCACCUCUAAGUGUCAGUCAUCUUAUAGUGUUGUAUUCAGUGAUCAUUUUGACCAUCUGUUUUUGCACUUUUAUAACUUAUGUUAGCCUUCAGUUUUCCAUUUUAUAUUUCGUUUGAAUGUCUUUGUUUAUGUGUUGAAAAGACAAAAGUUCACUACUUUACGCUCACGAGUUAGGCUUGACCCCAUGUUUGAGCAACACUUUUGAGCAGUAGUUUUUAUAUUAUCUUCAAUCAUAGUUGCACAAAGCAUCAUUGGUCAGCUGUUCAUUCCCAGUUUGUAGGUGUCCAUGAAAUCAGAAGAAGCACUUUCUUACUCGUGGAAUAGUGUGCUGUGUUGUUUAGUUUAUAUUUUUGUGAAGACUUGUAGAUUAAUUUAUGAUCAGGAUGUCUUUAUUUAUGUUGAAGUAGAUCAUUAUGAUUUUAACAGGUAAUUAUGCUGUAGAUUUGUCUGUUCAUAAUUAAAGGUUUUAAAUAAUUCUCCGUAUUUUCCAUAGUUUGUGUAACUAUAGUUGGAGUUGCCAGUCUUGCCAGGGUCUUAUACUGGUCAGAGCCAAAGACAUUCCAGGGAUGUGACAUUUAGCCUUUCAGUGCCAGCAGUUACCUUUUUUUAUUUUGCCAAUCAGGAUGGUGCUAUAAUCAUGCGGAAACAGAUUCAGUAUCAGAUCAGCAGAGUUCAUAUAUCUAGUUUAUCACAGGUGCAAUGUUUUGUUGCUUUAUCGGUACAUCUUUAACAAGGAUUACCUUUAGUCACAGAGUAGCUCUCCCAGAACGUUUGUUUCCCAGAUUAACAUCAGCAUAGCAGUGACACAUUUUUGUAGUAAACUCUGUGUAACCAACAUUUCAGUCCAAGGGCACCCCCGUUGUCAGUAUCCCAAAGUUCUCUACUAUGCUUUGGUGCCAGUGAUCAUAUUUUAAUGCUCAGUUUGUAAUUGUGUCUAGGAACAUAUCAUAUCAUAAGAGUGUUGCAGGCAUUAUUUUGUUGAAAGUGACUGCACUCUGUCUCCACUUCUAAAGUGUAGUAGCUGCUACCAGAUUUGUGUUACCGUUUGUAAACAAGGGAAGGUGGAAGACUUGUGUCUGUGGUAAUAAAGUGAUUCAAAGUUACGAUUCAAGAGUUGUCUUUGAGAGAUGCUGUAAAAUCUCCCAAUAAAAAGUUAAUGGUU
Labrus mixtus (cuckoo wrasse) is the source of this 2396-nucleotide messenger RNA. RefSeq names its product mitochondrial fission regulator 1 (gene mtfr1). Gene Ontology annotation, cellular component: mitochondrion. The transcript is spliced from 8 exons. The record is from RefSeq and is a predicted model, not a curated record. Lineage: Eukaryota; Metazoa; Chordata; Actinopteri; Labriformes; Labridae. Gene Ontology annotation, biological process: mitochondrial fission; aerobic respiration. Bases 129 to 1127 code for a protein of 332 amino acids.